Sorghum bicolor (sorghum) is the source of this 2142-nucleotide messenger RNA. Its product is annotated as protein ACCELERATED CELL DEATH 6. The coding region runs from base 374 to 1657 and encodes 427 amino acids. The transcript has 3 exons. Gene Ontology annotation, cellular component: plasma membrane. The record is from RefSeq and is a predicted model, not a curated record. NCBI's taxonomy places the organism in Eukaryota, Viridiplantae, Streptophyta, Magnoliopsida, Poales, Poaceae. Gene Ontology annotation, molecular function: protein phosphatase 1 binding; protein phosphatase regulator activity.
GCAGAUCCAAUCAUGGCGGGAUCUCACAACGGCCUCGACUCUGAACUGUUGCGCGCGCUGACCUAAGGGCGACGAGGCCCGCGUGGAGGAGCUAUUGGCCCGAGAAAACGAUGGCCACUCGCGAACGGACGGCGGAGUGGCGGUAAACGUCCAGCUGGGAGCGGCGACGACUGGAGCAGAGGCGCCACUGCCGUCGCCGCGGCAGAGGGAGGCAGCAAGCGGCCUCCUCGGCGUGACGCGCAGCGGGAGCACGGCGCUCCACCUGGUCGCCAGCCGCGGGCACGCGGGGCUCGCGAGGCGCGUCUGCGAGCUGGCGCCCUCGCUCGUCGCCACGCGCGACGGGGGCCUCGACACGCCGCUGCACCGCGCGGCAAUGGCCGGGCACCGCGAGGUGGCGGCCUGCCUCCUGUCGGCGAUGCGCGCGGGCGGAGCAAGCGCCGACGCGUUGCGGGCGAGGAACGGGCUGGGCGCCACGGCGCUGUACGAGGCCGUCCGGAACGGCCACGCGGAGACAGUGGUCCUGCUGGCGACGGAGGCUCCCGAGCUGGCCGCGAUGACGACGGACGGCGGCGUCUCGCCGCUGUAUCUGGCGGCGAUGACCGGCUCCGUGGAGAUGGUCCGCGCGCUGCUUCGUCCGGCGCCUGACGGGACACCGUCGCUGGCAUCGUUUGCCGGACCAGAGGGACGGACUGCUUUGCCUGCCGCGGCGUCCAAAAGCAAAGAAAUCGUUCAAGAAAUCCUGGAAUCAGAACAGGGUCUGGCAUUGCUGCCCAGAGCUGAUUUAUCGGGGAAAACUCCUCUCCACUAUGCGCUGCUGUCGCACAGGCAACACGGCGUCGUCUCGCUGCUCCUAAGUGCAGAAGCUUCACUAGCGCGUGUCUCCGACAACGAAGGUUUGUUUCCAGUGCAUGUCGCCGCCAUGAUGGGGAACGUUAGGAACAUCGUUGAGCUUGUAGAGAGAUGCCCUGACUUUGCAGAAUUUGUAGAUCGCCGGCGAAGGAAUUUCUUGCACUGUGCAAUUGAGCAUAAUCAGGAAGGUGUGGUUCGAUUCAUUUGCCGAGAUGGCAUGUUUGCUAUCCUGCUGAAUGCCAUGGAUUACGAAGGAAACACCCCGCUCCAUUUGGCCGUCAAGUAUGGGCAUCCAAGGAUGGUCAGUUUUCUGCUGCAGACCAUGAGCGUGGAGGUAGGCAUUACCAACGUGGAUGGUCUAACGCCUGCAGAUCUUGCUUACAGUCAUUUGGAGCCUGGUUUACACUAUUUCCUGAAUCCUCGAGCCGUAGUGAAGAACUGUUUGUACUGGACAAGAGCACCGGUCACAGGAGAGGAUCAUGUCCGUCUGCACAGCAGGAUGAGUACGACCACAACGCCGGCUAUGGACGAGGACCCCAAGGACAUCGACGGCAUCACGGCGACCGCAACGAUCGCGUCCGUGCUGAUCGCCACCGUCACGUUCGCGGCCGCGUUCACCGUGCCGGGGGGCUACGUCGCGGACGACCACCCGCGUGCGGGCACGGCCGUGCUGGCCAGGCGGUUGGCGUUCCGGGCGUUCGUGGCGUCGGACACCAUGGCGUUCCUCUGCUCCAUCGUCGCCACAUGCUUCCUCGUCUACGGCGGCGCGGGGCAGGUCCCACGAGGCCAGCGCCGCCUCUACCAGUAGUCGGCGUCGGGGCUCCUGCCGCCCGGCGCGCAGCUCAUGGUCGCCGCGUUCGCGUUCGGGAUCCACGUCGUUCUCGGCGAGGACAACCGGUGGCUGGUAACCCUGGUGUACGUGCUCGCGCUGGCCGCGGUGCUCCUCUGCUUCCCGGGCAUCUGGGCGCCCUUCUACCUCGGGAAAGCCAUCUGGCGACGAGCCGGAUGGAGAGGGCUCAUCAAUGUGCACCGGCGUCCCGCGAGCUUGGAAGAGUUCUUCUGGCUUUUCAUCACGAGCUUUCUCUUCAAAAAUCUGAUGCGCCCUUUGUUUGCGGUGCUCAUCACGGUCACAUUUGCUGUGUCCAUCGCCCUCAACAUCGCUUUGCCGGACUACUGACUGGGCACAUCUUUCAUUAAGACUAAUGAUUAUGAGGAAGGACAUAACUACAGAUGUAAAGACAUUGAGCAAUUUUAGGCUCGUCUCAAUAUGAGAUUUCACCUUUCAAUUUCCAA